UUACCAAAUCUUCUUGCUUGCUUGUAAAACAAGAAAGUAAUUAUACUACUUAUAUUUAAGUAUGACGAAUGGUGAAGACGUCGAUGCUGCGGCCAAACAGAAGGCGAUCGAUGAUUGGCUUCCGAUCACUUCUUCGAGGAAUGCGAAAUGGUGGUAUUCGGCUUUUCACAAUGUCACUGCCAUGGUUGGUGCUGGUGUUCUUAGCCUACCGUACGCCAUGGCUGCGCUCGGAUGGGGUCCCGGUGUAGUUAUACUAGUUUUGUCAUGGAUCAUCACUCUCUACACUCUUUGGCAAAUGGUCGAAAUGCACGAAAUGGUGCCCGGUAAGCGGUUCGAUCGAUACCAUGAAUUAGGGCAACAUGCCUUCGGAAAGAAGUUAGGGUUAUGGAUUGUGGUUCCGCAGCAACUGGUUGUAGAAGUUGGUGUGAACAUUGUUUACAUGGUUACUGGAGGCAAAUCAUUGAAGAAAUUCCAUGAUUUGGUUUGCCCUAAUUGCACACCAAUAAAAACUACCUAUUUUAUCAUGAUCUUUGCUUCUGUUCACUUUCUUCUCGCCCAUCUUCCAAAUUUCAACUCCAUUACUGUGGUCUCCCUUGCAGCCGCUGUCAUGUCCUUGAGUUACUCAACAAUUGCUUGGGCAUCUACUCUGCAUAAGGGAGUUAUUCCGAAUGUAGAUUACAGUUACAAAGCAAGCACUCCAGUAGGCAAAUUUUUUCAUUUCCUGAGUGCAUUAGGUGAGGUAGCUUUUGCAUAUGCCGGUCAUAAUGUGGUCUUAGAGAUUCAGGCAACAAUUCCUUCUACUCCUGAAGUACCUUCCAAGAAACCGAUGUGGAAAGGCGUCGUUGUCGCCUAUAUCAUCGUCGCGGUUUGCUAUUUUCCGGUCGCGAUGAUCGGGUAUUGGUACCUCGGUAACACGGUGGAAGAUAACAUUCUCAUCUCAUUGGAAAAACCAGUCUGGCUUGUAGCUAUUGCUAACAUGUUUGUUGUAAUUCAUGUCAUUGGAAGCUAUCAGAUUUACGCUAUGCCGGUAUUCGACAUGCUGGAGACUGUUUUGGUGAAGAAAUUGAAUUUUGCGCCUUCUAGGAUGCUUCGAUUCAUUACUCGAACUCUCUAUGUUGCAUUCACAAUGUUUGUUGCGAUAUGCAUUCCUUUCUUCGGAGGAUUGCUUGGAUUUUUCGGAGGAUUUGCUUUCGCCCCGACUACAUACUAUCUUCCUUGUAUUAUUUGGCUUGCGAUUCGCAAACCUAAGAAAUUCGGCUUAUCUUGGACUAUAAACUGGAUAUGCAUUGUGUUUGGCGCUGCGUUGACAAUAUUAGCGCCCAUCGGCGGCCUAAGGCAGAUCAUCAUUGAAGCCAAGGACUAUGAAUUCUUCUCAUGAUACCAAUUUCAAGUCUCUCAUCAUGUUAGAAUGGGCAAUCUAUUUGGCUUAGAUUUUUUUUUAAAUUCACCAAGUAGACCAUUGAUGAUCCAAUUGUAAAUAUUCCAUUGUUAGUUUUAUUUUCCAGCAUGUUGCAAUAAAUUAUUGCAAAUUUUUUGUUUAUGAAAUGUAAAAGUUAACUCUGUUUCCCCCAAAA
Messenger RNA from Mercurialis annua (annual mercury), 1574 nucleotides. RefSeq names its product lysine histidine transporter 2-like. The record is from RefSeq and is a predicted model, not a curated record. The transcript is spliced from 7 exons. Bases 62 to 1378 code for a protein of 438 amino acids. NCBI's taxonomy places the organism in Eukaryota, Viridiplantae, Streptophyta, Magnoliopsida, Malpighiales, Euphorbiaceae. Gene Ontology annotation, cellular component: plasma membrane.